AUGUCUUUCAACAACAGCUACGGCGACCAAUUCCAAGGCCAGCCCCAGGGCGACAUGAACAACCAGACCCCGCAGCCCGGCGACAUGGGUCAGCCCAUGGACGCUUCCGGCAACGGCUUCCCACCCCAGGGCAACAUGGGCCCGCCAGGCAGCGCUGGUGGUGACGGCCAAGGCCAGGGUGCGGGCAAGACGACUCUCUGGAUGGGUGAACUCGAGCCCUGGAUCGACGAGAACUUCGUGCGCAGCAUCUGGUACAACAUGGGCGAGACUGUCAACGUCAAGAUGAUCCGCGACAAGUUCUCCGGCAAUGCUGGAUAUUGCUUCGUCGACUUCGCGAGCCCUGAUGCUGCGUCCAAGGCCCUUAGCCUCAACGGCCAACUGAUCCCCAACUCCAACCGCCCGUUCAAGCUGAACUGGGCCUCUGGCGGUGGUCUUGCUGACAGGAGCCGCGAUGAGCGUGGUCCCGAAUUCAGCAUCUUCGUCGGAGACUUGGGCCCCGAGGUCACCGAGUUCGUCCUCGUACAACUCUUCCAGAACAAGUACCAGUCCACCAAGUCCGCCAAGAUCAUGUCCGACCCCAUUAGUGGUAUGUCGCGCGGCUACGGGUUUGUCCGGUUCGCUAGCGAGGAGGACCAGCAAAAGGCCCUCACUGAGAUGCAAGGCGUCUACUGCGGCAACCGCCCCAUGCGUAUCUCCACCGCCACACCCAAGAACAAGAGCGGUGGUCCCGGAGGUCCCGGCGGAAUGGGCGGCAUGCCUCAAGGCGGCGGCGGCCCCGGCAUGGGCAUGUACUCUAUGGGCGCUCCUCCCAUGGGUGGCUACUACGGUGCACCCCAGCCGAUGAACCAGUUUACUGACCCGAACAACACCACUGUCUUCGUCGGCGGUCUGUCCGGCUACGUCACCGAGGACGAGCUCCGCUCCUUCUUCCAGGGCUUUGGCGAGAUUACAUACGUCAAGAUUCCCCCAGGCAAGGGUUGCGGCUUCGUUCAGUUCGUUCAGCGCCACGCUGCCGAGAUGGCUAUCAACCAAAUGCAAGGCUACCCCAUCGGUAACUCUCGCGUCCGUCUUAGCUGGGGUAGGUCCCAGAACAACUCCGGUCCAGCCGGCACCCCUUACCGUCCUGCACCACCUCCACCAGUUCCCUUCGGCCCAGGCAUGGGUAUGCCCCCGCAACACCCCUACGGCGGUGGCGGUGGCUACGGCCCGAUGAUGAAGUGCCUUGUAAUCUUUCCUUUCAACUUUCCCGUCCAGGCUGGCCAGCCUUCUCCUUACCCGCCGUCGAUGAACGCAAGCCUCGGUGGUCAGCGACCCGGCAGCCAGAACGCUCCUACGGGCAACCCUGCCGGCCAGAACGGCACUCCCACGUUCAACAACUACCGUUUCACCCCCACCCAGCCCAACGGCCCCAACAGCCCCGGCUUCGGCUCGCCCGACUUUGGCGGUGCCUUCUCGCAGCAAUUCCCUCCACCGCAGUAA
This is a messenger RNA of Alternaria incomplexa, 1479 nucleotides long. RefSeq lists its product as uncharacterized. The transcript has 6 exons. The record is from RefSeq and is a predicted model, not a curated record. Bases 1 to 1479 code for a protein of 492 amino acids. Lineage: Eukaryota; Fungi; Ascomycota; Dothideomycetes; Pleosporales; Pleosporaceae. Gene Ontology annotation, cellular component: cytosol. Gene Ontology annotation, molecular function: mRNA binding. Gene Ontology annotation, biological process: mRNA splice site recognition.